Molecule: messenger RNA, 970 nt
Organism: Anthonomus grandis grandis
Lineage: Eukaryota; Metazoa; Arthropoda; Insecta; Coleoptera; Curculionidae
Product: endocuticle structural glycoprotein SgAbd-2-like
Exons: 5
Coding region: 348-842 (164 amino acids)
Cellular component (GO): chitin-based extracellular matrix
Molecular function (GO): structural constituent of chitin-based larval cuticle
Source: RefSeq, a predicted model, not a curated record
UAAUCUUAAAGACCCUAGGCACGUUUAAAAUGCACAGAUAAAUCAAACAAGUUUUAAUUAAUUUUAUCAGUGAUUAGACAUACAUGGAAAAAAACAUUGUUGAUAAGGAUUCGUCUUGAAAAAGUCUAGGCGUUUUUUUUCAAGUCUUAUAUUUUGGAUUACUUCGAAUUUAGCCUAAGUGACUGUUUUUCACACAAGACUUACGGAAGGGUGUGUCGAUACGCUAAGACGUAAUAAUUAGUGGGACCUCUUAUAAAUAUGCGGAAUCUCCGUUUUAAUGGGCACUUACUUGUUCAACUCCAAUCGUAGUGCCUUUGUGUGAAAGGAUAUUUCUUCUGCUGGAAAAUAUGUUUCUGAUAAUGCUCGCUUGUCUAUUAGCAACUACAGUAGCGGCCCCCCAAACCUACAGGCAACAGCAACAAGGCUACAAAAGUAACCAGCCAGCUGUUCCAAUAGUUUCAGAGUCAAACGAGAUUAAUCCCGAUGGGUCUUUUAGUUAUAGCUACGUCUCUGGUGAUGGUACCCAAGCCCAGGCACAAGGAUACAUCAAGAAAGUGGGACCGAAAAACACCGAAGCAGAAGUUAUUUCUGGCUCGUACUCUUAUACCGCUCCAGAUGGUACUCCCAUAACCGUUAACUGGAUCGCUGACGAAAAUGGUUUUAGGGCUGAAGGUGCCCACAUUCCCACGUUACCACCAGUGGAACCAAGAAGACCCUCGGUGUCCAGAAGACCAAUUGGCCAAAGGCAAUUGGAGAAUCAGUACUCGGAUGAUCAAUACGCUCAAGACGAUGUUGGUGAUGAUGCAGAAACGUUCCAGAGCAAAAGGAGAUACAGAUAUUAAAGACUUAGUUGUAUUAACCAAUUUUUCAAGGUCCUAACUUAAGGUUGUGUUAACGAGAUAAAUUAAUGUCCUCCGUAGACUGUAUAUUUAUUCAAAAAAUAAAAAUAUAAAGUCAGAGUCACAGACAA